AUGUCUGAUAAACAAAUAAAUCAAUUCAAAUCAAUGAAUAUCAAUUUCAGAGAUAAAUUACGUGAAGCUUAUUUAAACAAUAAACAUGAAUUUGAUGAUCAAGAUAAUAGAAUCAUCCAACCAUUAUUAAAUGAUGUAUUAUAUUCCAAUGGUAGUACUAAUAAUAAUUUACGGGAAUCAAUAAAGAAAAAAUGGGAUGGAUUAAGUAAAGAUAUAAAUGAUAUUAAUAAUAGUCAAUUUGAUAUUCCUUCAGGAAACAAUGCGCUGGUGGUGAAAGAUAAAAGUGACAAUGAUCAACAAUUGAAUAGAGAAGAAGAAUUAGGAGGUGGAUUGAAUGGGAAAUAUAAAAAUGGUGAUAUUCAACCUCAAAAUAAGGCAACAACUAUUAAUACGAAUAAUAUCAAGUCAAGAAUUCCAAUGAUACCUAAUGAUAAUAAAUCACAGGUAAGAUUUCAACAACCGUUGAAUAAUGAUGAAGAAAUAAAUCAAUUAAAAAAAACUAUUGAAUCAUUAAAUAAUAAAAUCAAACAUCAAAUCAUUGAAAAGAAAGAUAUAAUUGAGGAAUUUCAAACUAAAGAAAUUCGUAUGAUGAAAAAUAAUCAAAAUGAAAUUAAUAAAUUGAUUAAAAAAUAUGAAAUUAAAUUGAAAAAUCAACAACAACAACAACAACAAGACAAACAAACAACCAAUGAUAAUGGUGGUGUUAUUAUUGACCAAUUAGGAAUACAAAUUGAUAAAUUAAAUAAUGAAAUUGAUAAUAAAAAUUUACAAAUAAUACAAUUAACUAAUCAGGUUUCUAAUUUGAAAGAUGAAAAUUUCAAUUUAAAACGAGAGAAUAAUCGAUUAAAACAUAGCAAUGAAUCGCCAUCUAAAGAAACUAACCCAUCAGAUAAUUCUGAAAGUCAAGAAUUAAGAAAAUUGAUUGAUAAUUUGACUAAAGAGAAUAUUGAAUUACGAUCACAAUAUAAUCAAUUGAAAAAUAAUAGUGCUAGUAAUAGUUUCCAAUAUGGUAGUGUCCAAGGUGAUGAUAGUGAUGAUGAAGAACAAGAAGAUCAAGAAGAAGUAAAUGGGAUUAUAUCUCGAUAUAAGGAAGAAGAUGAUGUUAUAGAUAGGGUUGCAAAAUCAAAUAAUGGAUUAGAAUAUGAUACUCAACGGAUAUUGAAGAAAGAAUAUGGUAAAAAUCCGAGGAUUCCGUCGCCAUCAUUAUCGCCACCAAAACUACAAGCUAAGAUUGAUGAUGAUAGCACUACUAGUAAGGGUAUGGGAACUGCGGCCAACGAGGCAAAGUUUGAAUCGGAGUUAGAUUCAGUGACCACAGAUUUAUUGAAAGUUAAAAAAGAAGAAGAAAUAGAUACAACUCAACAAAUGCUACGCAAACAUUGGCACUGA
Candida dubliniensis CD36 is the source of this 1389-nucleotide messenger RNA. RefSeq lists its product as uncharacterized. The transcript has a single exon. NCBI's taxonomy places the organism in Eukaryota, Fungi, Ascomycota, Pichiomycetes, Serinales, Debaryomycetaceae. The record is from RefSeq and is a predicted model, not a curated record. Bases 1 to 1389 code for a protein of 462 amino acids.